Copidosoma floridanum is the source of this 1471-nucleotide messenger RNA. RefSeq lists its product as uncharacterized. The record is from RefSeq and is a predicted model, not a curated record. NCBI's taxonomy places the organism in Eukaryota, Metazoa, Arthropoda, Insecta, Hymenoptera, Encyrtidae.
GUUACAAAUGUCAGUGCAAAAAAAGGAUAUUGCCGUACUUUAAAAAUGUCAGUGCAAAUGUAAGACGUUCCGAUUGAAAGAUCUCAGUGUAGACUUUUACGAAAAUCAAUUAGUGUAUUAGUCGUCCCAGAAUUCAAAUCGAACGAUGGAUCCCGCAAAGUUGGAAGGUGUUUCGAGGCAAUCGUCCAUUUUAAAACCCACGAAACCACGUCAGCCUCUGCAGUGUGUUGCUCCAAAUCCUGAUCCCUUGGAGAGUUCGCCUACCAUAAAAUUAAAGAGAAGAGUCAGUUUUGCUAAAAACAAGCGUAUCAGGGAGUUUUGCAAUGAAGCCGAGCCAAAAGCAGUUUGGGAUGAUACCUAUGAAGAGCAUGACUCCAGUGGCACGAAAAGCAACAGUACAGGUGGCAACGAACCACUGACUAUAACAGUUUCAUGCCAGGACAAAGAGAAUUUUCCAGUUCAACUGUUUUUACGGACUGACCAGGUUGAAUGUACAGAAAUUUCAUCUAAUACUCUUGCGAGAGAUGAUAACUUAUCACAGUGUGAUAUGGAAAUGGAUAAUACUCUGAACAAUCCAGGGUUGCAGAAUGAAGAUAAAGAGAAUGCAACGAUUUAUUGUGAUGAUGGCAUGGAUACAACUUAUUUGCCAUCUAGAAUUAUUGCGUGCCAUAAUCAAUGUACAGACUACCUAAACGACAAAGAGUGUAUGGACAUAACAGAUAAUCUACCUAUGGUACCUUGUAAAAAUUCAACAGCUCAUCAGAGCAAUAAAACUCACAUGCUUAAAAACCAUGGAGGCAAUUCAACGGAGCUUACUAUUGCUAUCUCACAACUGUUGGGAGCUGGUCAUGUAAAUAAACAAUCAUCCGACCCAACUAACAGUCAAAGUUUGAGUGAAAACAUUGAAAACACUGCACCAAUGGAAUUUACUUCUGUGAUUCCUAGCUCUACUUGGAUAAAACCAAAUAGUAUUUGUCACAGUGAAAAAAAAAUAGUAAUUGACAAGCGGGCAACAGACCUUUCGAAUGCAACACUACAAAACAAUAUGCAUGAUGAAAUAAAUACAGAUGGAACUUCUAUUUUGUUAGAAAAAACUAAGAUAUUUGGAGACGAGUCCAUGGAAAUAACAGAAGCAAUGCCACUUCAACAAAUCGUUCAAACAAACCUUCGUCUUUGUAAUACUGUCCCAGAAACGAUAAAAACAACAGAAACUGCAGCUUAUAAACAUAUUGAGUGUACACGAAAAAUUUCGGAUGAAUCGUUGCAAGAUAAAACAAAGAUCUUUAAUGAAUCAGUAGAAGCGACCGAAGCCAUUCCCGUUUAUAUUGAAAAUUGUGAAAAAGUGCCGAGAAAAAAUGGUUUACACCCAGAAGAUAGGGAUGUAACAAAAUAUUUUAAAGAUAAAUCAGUUGAAGUAACUGAAGCUAUUCCUGUUUACAUCGAAAAUCGUGAUGAAAUUCAAAAGAAGUGA